AAUUAUUUCACACUUUUUCUUUUACGUUUUUACUUUGCAUGAAAUAGCCGAACCAACUUAACUGAUUAAAUGACUAUAGCUAAAUUUGGAAGCAAUGGCCGCACCACAAACAGGUCUUCACAGACAUUUGUUAAGACAAUUUGCUUCGGUUUUGUUUAUUUUCAUUAUGAAAUAAACAAACGAUCCUUUACAAAGACAAUUAGAGAGGUAUUAAUUUCCAAAAAAAAGAUAUGUUAGUUUGAUCUGAUGACCUACUUUAUCCGUACUAAUUGGCAAAAUCAAACACAAAUGUCGAUGGAGUCCGUAAUAGAGGUGACGAGAUUGAGCAGGUGUGCCGAAUGGGUUGCUUUAUUCCUGUAAUAAUGCCUUUUCACCGCUAAGAGGCGCUAAAACACAAUGGAAAUAAGUCAGAAGUGCUCAAUGGGCACGAUUGCACGUGUUGUUAUGGGUCCCAAAGAGGCGGGUGUGAGCCAGAAUCACAAGACGUCCAAAACAAAGAGCUCCAGCCCAUCCGAGUGGGAACGCCCCCUUAACCAGGAGCGUGGCUGCCAUUGGUCAGAUGACGAGGAAGCGUGUCUGCUAUUGGCUGCGGGAUUUUGUCAUGGCCCGUCUGUUGUUCGGUUUGGGAGCAGGAGCGCCUUUGACAGCGGACUGAAAUUUUUGGGAUUUGUGCGCUGUUGACGUGUGGACGCGAGAGUGUAUGAAGGCUUUGGAGUGGGAUUCAUAUUUACUCUCGAGUGUUGAAUCCCAUGCUGUGGGCAUCCCUGGAAUGUUGGAAUGGUUCUUCAGAGAAGCUGAGCACCACAUAUCAAGUGACAAGGCAAAGUUGGUCCACGUCGAAGAAGGAGAAGAUGAAUGUGGAGGCUCUGAGUAGAGCAGAGCUGCUGACCCUCCUCAGUAUCUUGGAGGGAGAACUCGAGGCCCAGGAGGUUGUCAUUCACGCCUUCAGGGCUCAACACAAAGAUGCUUUCAUCCAAGAGCGUUAUGGCCAGUAUGACCUCAGCGACCCUUUUCUGGCCUUACAACGGGACAGCAAAGCAGCAGAGCACCAAAACACACUCGCCCAAACUCACGCAAACCCUCUGGCUGUACUAAAACUGGUCAUGGCCCACUGCAAGAGGAUGCAGGAAAGGAUGAUGAGACAAUUGGCAGCGACUGAGAGCAGACACAGAAGGAUGAUAGCUGAUCUAGCGGAGGAGAAACUGCGGCAUGCCCAUCAAUCACAGAGCGACAAUUUCUCCUUGAUACUGCAAACAGAACGAGACGAACUGUUGCAACAGCUUGAAAUUGAGCGUGCAGCAGUGCGACGACUGGAGCGGGAACAGGAUCAAGCCGUAAGCCAGGCAGAGGAGUCGCUGACUCAGCAGCAACAGCUUUCGUCAACUCUCAGCCGAGAGCUCCAGAAAGCCAGCAGCCGAGCAGAGGAGGAGGCUCAGAAGGUCUUACGGCUCCGUACUUUGCUCCAAGAGGAGACGGGAGCUGUGGAAAAGCUACAGGCGCUCCUCCAAGAGGAAAAGAGCAGGACGGCAGAACUGGAGGCUCAAACUAAGAGGAAACUCGCUGAUUUUACCACCGAGCAAGAGCAACUGAAAGCCGGACUCGUCAAGGAAGAGGAAAGGAGCAAGGACCUGAGGAGACAACUUGAAAAGCUGAAAAAGAGAUUGGCUGAAACCAGUGAGACCAAAGAGGGCCCAAAGGAGGCACUGGCAGUGGAAAAAGAGUCACCCUCCAAGAUGACACUUGUGCCCGCCUCGGUUCAGACUGAGCCUGAUGGAAAAGUAAUUGGCCCUGCAAAAACAAGCUCGAUGUCAAAGGUCAAUGGCCAUCACAUUCUCAAAGAGACAGAGGCAACUCAGGAUGGGAGAGGAACGGAAAACACAGGCGUGCUGGAAAACGGCACAGGAGCAAGCUUACACUCUCCUCUCCAUCCUCAUCCUCACACUUUUCCUCACUCGCCCUCCAGUACCGCCUCCUCUUCCCUCUCCUCUUCUCCCAUUUCCUCCCCGGUUUUGGCCAAACAUCUCAACAGCCUGGGUUUCCAUCAGUCCUCCUACCAGGCUGGAGUCAAUCAGCGAUUCCAGGCUGCCAGACACAAGUUUCAAAGCCAGGCGGAGCUGGAGCAGCAACAGCACAACGGCCCCCUUUCCCCCAGGGACCUCUCGCCCACCAUCUCCUCCAACCCUCCCCCACCAGAGCACAGUGCAGUCAAGCAGCUGGCCCGCAACACGGUCACACAGGUGCUGUCCCGGUUCACUAGCCAGCAGGCUGGCGUCAAGAUGGUACCGAUGAGCAACUCUCCAUUUGGUACAGACUACCGUAAUUUAGCUGCGUCGCCUCCUGGGGGGAGAUCACCUUCCGGGCCUUUGUCUCCAGGUAUCCGUUCCCCUCUCACCCCUCGAUCGGAGAGGACUCAUCCUUCUCCGAUUCCUCCGAAGAAUCUAGGCAUGAGUCCGACUCCAGGCUCCCCGAGCCAUUCUGCCCAAACAAGCGUGUUCUCUGAGCUUUCAGGGAACUGUGGACCCAACAGCAGCGGGCAAGAAGAAGCAACACAGCCGGACCUGGUUUUAUCUUCUAGCAGUUAAUGUCCCCAUCGUACUGACAAACGCUGAAAACAUCGAGCCAGAAAAAAUAAGCUUGCCAUGGCAUGUUUUGACUACAAUGGAUGACACUGGCACCAGAAUAAGUCGCAGGACGAAGGAAUCAUCUGUGAUGAGUCGUCCUCAUGCUGCUCACUGUCUGCGUUCAAAAAAAUUGCACAGUAUCAAAUCUAGGGGAUGACAGAGGACGUCUGGAUCAGUGGCUCUCAAACCUUUUAGGGUCCGGGACCCCCCGCAAAUUUUUUAUUGAACUUGAGGAUCCCCUGACUUCAACAUUGCAAAUGGUGGCGAGAGACCUUAUUAAUAUGCAAUGAAUUACACUUGUGAAGCAGUGGAAUUAGGGGGGAGGGGGGGGAGGAGUCCUGUACGCUCUGUAGUUUACGUUGAUAAAGGUCUCAGUCACAAUUAAUUAAAAUCAUCCUCUCAAUAUAAAUGCCACAGAAUUUCUUUUUUAUUUUUAUUUUUUUAAUUUUUUUUAAAGUACUUUAUUUUCACGGACCACUUGCAAGAAAAACUGGUCUAGCUGACUUCAGCAAGGUCACAUUCCACCUGGAGGGAUCCCCUGCUCACAUCCUCGUGAGCCACUACCUCACUGCAACUGUAAACUGAGCUCUGCGAGACUGUUGAGGAGUUACCCAGUGUGCUUCUUAGGGUGGACAGCUGACCCGCUCCAGAUGUGGGCAUCGCCGCACAAGUGUCACAAAAGAAAGCAGCGCUAGUAUACUCAGGAUGCCUAGAAUCGACAGAUCUGUCGCAUUCCUAGUAGGCGCAAGUCUUUCUCACGGGAGCAUGUCAGUUUGGUGAUAUUGUACAAACCCAAUUCCAAUGAAGUUGGGACGUUGUGUUAAACAUAUAAUGAUUUUCAAAUCGUGCUCAACCUAUAUUUAAUUCAAUACGCUACAAAGAUGAGAUAUUUAAUGUUCAAACUGAUAUACUUUAUUGUUAUGAGCAAAUAAUCAUUAACUUAGAAUUUUAAGGCAGCAACACAUUCUAAAAAAGCUGGGACAGGUGGCAAAAAAGAAUGAGAAAGUUGAGGAACGCUCAUCAAACACGUUUGGAACAUCCCACAGGUGAACAGGCUCAUUGGGAACAGGUCGGUGCCAUGAUUGGAUGUAAAUGGAGCUUCCCUGAAUUGCUCAGACAUUCACAAGCAAAGAUGGGGCGAGGUUCACCUCUUUGUGAACAAGUGCGUGAGAAAAUUGUCGAACAGUUUAAGGACAAUGUUCCUUAACAUACCAUUGCAAGGAAUUUAGGGAUUUUGUCAUCUACGGUCCAUAUCAUCAUCAAAAGGUUCAGAGAAUCUGGAGAAAUCACUGCAUGUAAGCGGCAAGGCCGAAAACCAACAUUGAAUGCCUGUGACCUUCGAUCCCUCAGACGGUGGGUAAAGGAUAUCACCACAUGAGCUCAGGGACCAAACCAAUGUCAGUAAAUACAGUUCGGCGCUACAUCCGUAAGUGCAACUUGAAACUCUAUUAUGCAAAGCAAAAGCCAUUUAUCAACAACAACCAGAAACGCUGUCGGCUUCUCUGGGCCCGAGCUCAUCUAAGAUGGACUGAUGCAAAGUGGGAAAGCGUUCUGUGGUCCGAAGAGUCCACAUUUCAAAUUGUUUUUGGAAAUUGUGGAUGUCGUGUCCUCUGGGCCAAAGACAAAAAGAACCAUCCGGACUGUUAUUGACGCAAAGUUCAAAAGCUAGCAUCUGUGAUGGUACGGGGCUGUGUUAGUGCCAAUGGCAUGGGUAACUUACACAUCUGUGAAGGCACCAUCAAUGCUGAAAGGUACAUACAGGUUUUGGAGGAACAUAUGCUGCCAUCCAAGCAACGUCUUUUUCAUGGACGCCCCUGCUUAUUUCAGCAAGACAAUACCAAACCACAUUCUGCACGUUACAACAGCGUGGCUUCGUAGUAAAAGAGUGCGGGUACUAGACUGGCCUGACUGAAGUCCAGAUCUGUCUCCCAUUGAAAAUGUGUGGCUCGUUAUGAAGUGUAAAACACGAGAACGGAGGCCCGAGACUGUUGAACAGCUGAAGCUGUACAUCAAGCAAGAAUGGGGAAAAAUUCCACCUACAAAGCAAAUGCAGUUCCCAAACAUUUAUUGAAUGUUGUUAAAAGAAAAGGUGAUGUAGCACAGUGGUAAACAUGACCCUGUCCCAUUUUUUUUGGAAUGUGUUGCAGCCAUAAAAUUCUAAGUUAAUGAUAAUUUUCUAAAAACAAAGUUUAGCAGUAUGAACAUUAAAUAUAUUGUCUUUGUAGUGUAUUCAAUUAAAUGUAGGUUGAACAUGAUUUGCAAAUCAUUGUAUUCUGUUUUUCUUUGUUUAACACAACGUCCCAACUUCAUUGGAAUUAGGGUUGUACAUUUAAGAGACUGCAGAGUACAGCAUGACCUCUGGGGAAAAAAAAAAAAAUCUGCAAAACUGUUUUAGUUGUAGAUGGGACAAAAUAAAGCAGCUCUUCGAUUGAGAGUAGUAGCUGCCACACAUCCACAGAAAAUGUAGAACUUUUUUGAAAGCUGCUUAAAGAAUAUUACAGUGGACAUUGAAUGCAGACAAGUAAACGACUGCACCUUUUUUGAGUACACAGACCGCACUGCAAUACUGGGAAAAAAAAAUAUUUGUCUGUGUUCAUCAGGGAGCGCUCUACUUUAACCAAAUCAAAACCGGUGUCAUUUUGAUUCCUGUGACUACUGCAGCCAUUUGUGUCAUUCAUUGUAUUGUGUUUGAACAGAUUUUAUUCCCUUUAGAAUCAUUUGUAUGUUUCAACAGGUUGUAUUUGCUUCAGAAUAAUUUGUAUGUUUGUGACACUGACCUUUUUACUUAGCUUUACAAUAACAAAAAAAGAGCACAAAGUCUGCAGAGGGGCCUUAUAGAGAUUCAGUCUCUCUCCCAGACAACUCAGCAAGACCACUGAAGUAGCAGGAUGAGUCAGGAAUCAGACUAAUUCCUGGGGUAAAAUAAUUCAAUAUUUUAGCUGCUAAUAAUUAAAAGUAUAAAUAAACCACAAUUUUGUGCUCACGGUGUAUAAAAUAUUUUUCUUCCACACAGAUGCCAACCAUAUCACUCACAUUAUUCUGUCCUUUAAUUCAUACAACAGAAUGGGGCAGUACAGGCAACACUUAAUUAUUCAGCACACACAGUUGGUAGCAGUCUGAUGGUGAAACAUAGCAUCCAUCCAAAAAAGUCUGCUUUGAAGUAUUGGUAUACAGUUACAGUUUGAUGUGACCCUAGACGUUCACGUCUGGCUAUGCAUGGCAACGGAUGUGUGCACUUGGCAUUGACCGACACAACUUUUUAAAGUACAAUAUUUCAUGACUCCAAAAGAAAACUCUCUUAAAAUAGAAAUGUGCAUUUGUGGGUGGGAGAGUGGAGUUCUUUACCAUAGGAAAGAGAUUUUGGCAAAAGGUUCAUGUUUUCCUUUCGUAACGGAAACGGAAAGCAAUGGCGGUGAAGCUGCGAAUGCAAGAGCGUUACAGUUUAGAGAAGCAUACACACAUUGUCUUCUUUCAGUCAUUAUGGUUUGCAAAGGCGAAGACACACGGAGUACAACUUAAAAACAUUCUCUUGUUUGGCAGACAUACUUUACAAGGUGGUUUACAUUGCAGGAGCUAUGCAAAGGAUUGUGCUACUUCCAAUUGCCAAUACUGUACUAUGAUUUUUUUUUUUUUAGAAAAACUCAAAAGCAACUUAAUCGUGUAUCAUCACAAAUAUGUCAAUCACCUCACAACAGAUUCCCAAAUUCAUGUCAACCACAAUGAAGCACUUUCUUCAUGAAUGAUGUGCUUUGUUUCUCACAUCUUGCGUUUGUGUACACUGCGGGUCCAUAUCGAAAUGCUGUUCCGACACAAUUGACCAAAUUCUCUUUCUAAGAUAACUGAUUGCAUUUUGUAGAUAUCCAGAGUGCAGCCCUGUACACUGACCCAACACAACUCCCGCACACCACACAUUCACAACCACUUACUGCAAACUAUGAUGAUCUAGCUUCCUUAGUACACUU
Phycodurus eques (leafy seadragon) is the source of this 6583-nucleotide messenger RNA. Its product is annotated as CTTNBP2 N-terminal-like protein. The record is from RefSeq and is a predicted model, not a curated record. Bases 750 to 2582 code for a protein of 610 amino acids. The transcript is spliced from 6 exons. NCBI's taxonomy places the organism in Eukaryota, Metazoa, Chordata, Actinopteri, Syngnathiformes, Syngnathidae.